Cyprinus carpio (common carp) is the source of this 5652-nucleotide messenger RNA. RefSeq names its product THO complex subunit 2. Lineage: Eukaryota; Metazoa; Chordata; Actinopteri; Cypriniformes; Cyprinidae. Gene Ontology annotation, biological process: mRNA export from nucleus; mRNA processing. Gene Ontology annotation, molecular function: mRNA binding. Gene Ontology annotation, cellular component: THO complex part of transcription export complex. The record is from RefSeq and is a predicted model, not a curated record.
CAUCCCGAGAUGCACUGACGCAUCUGCGCGCUAAACACCCGGUGCGUGCGCGCUCCCGCUGCUGUGAGCGAGCGAGCGAGUAAGGAGGAAGAUGGCGGCGCUGAUCCUCCCGACUGACUGGAUAAAAAACUGGGACAAAUCCGGCAAAAAUGAGUUUUUACAGUUUUUCCAGGACCUUGCGGGGAAACCCAGCAGUGAUGAAUUUGUUAAGGAUCUGCAGACAGCCCUGUAUGAGCUCUGCUGGCAUGUUAUCCAGGGCAAUCUGAAGGUGGAUGUGGCUGCCGGUCUCCUGGCUGAUGUAAUGGAGCUGCGGGACGAUAUGCCUUCUGUUUUAGCUGAUGUUUUCUGUAUAUUAGAUAUUGAGACUGGCUGUUUGGAGGAGAAGCACAAGCGAGAUCAUUUUACCCAGCUGGUUGGAGCCUGUUUGAUCUGUGUUCCUGAUGGUAUGCUGAAGGAGAGAUUAGAUCCAGAAACGCUGGAGUCUCUGGGACUGAUCAAGCAGGCUCAGCAGUUCAACCAGAAGAUUGUCAAAAUCAAGACUAAACUAUUCUACAAACAGCAGAAGUUCAAUUUGCUGCGCGAGGAGAAUGAAGGUUACGCUAAGCUGAUCACAGAGCUUGGGCAGGAUCUGUCCGGGAAUCUCACCAGCCACCUCGUCCUUGAGAACAUCAAGUCAUUAAUAGGAUGUUUCAAUCUGGACCCAAACCGCGUGCUGGACAUCAUCUUAGAGGUGUACGAGUGUCGCUGGGAGCAGGAUGAGUUCUUCAUCCCUCUUAUCAAGUCCUACAUGUGCGAGCACCAGACUCUCUGCCACAUGCUGGGCUUCAAGUUCAAGUUCCACCAGGAGCCUAACGGAGAAACGCCAUCAUCUCUGUACCACAUCGCUGCAGCUCUUCUUCAACACAAUCUCAUCGCUCUUGAAGACCUCUACGUUCAUCUCCUCCCACUGGAUUCCAGCAUCGUGGAAGAGCACAAGAGAGAGAUCCUGGAGGCCAAGCAGAUCGCCCGCAAACUCACCAUGGUGGUCGUCCCCUCUGAGAAGACCGAGGACAAGGAGAAAGAAAAGGAGAAGGAAGAGGAGAAGAAUGAGAAGCCUCCUGAUAACCAGAAGCUGGGGCUGCUGGAGGCGCUGCUGAGGAUCGGUGACUGGCAGCACGCUCAGAGCAUCAUGGAUCAGAUGCCAGCUUUCUACGCCACCUCCCACAAGGCCAUCGCCAUCGCACUGUGCCAGCUGCUGCACCUGAUCGUGGAGCCGCUCUACCGCAGGGCUGCAGUCCCCAAAGGUGCCAAAGGUGGUUUGAUGACGCCUCUGCGGAGCAAGCAGGCACCGCGGCCGGCCGAAAGAUUUGACGAUCUCUCCAGGGACGUCUUCACCAUGCUGUGCUACCUGGGCCCUCACCUGUCCCACGACCCCAUCCUGUUUGCCAAGAUCGUGCGACUGGGCAAGAGUUUCAUGAAAGAGUUCCAAAGUGAAAGCAGGCAAGACACAAAGGACAGAAUGGACUCUCUGCUGAGCUGUUUUCUCAGUAUUGCCGAUCAGGUGCUGUUACCAUCUCUCUCUCUCAUGGAGUGCAACGCCUGCAUGUCUGAAGAGCUCUGGGGCUUCUUUAAACUCUUCCCCUACCAGCACAGGUAUCGUCUUUAUGGGCAGUGGAAGAAUGAGACGUACGGCAAUCAUCCUCUCCUGGUGAAGAUCAAGGCUCAGACAGUAGACCGAGCCAAAUACAUCAUGAAGCGACUGACUAAGGAGAACGUGAAGCCCUCAGGAAGGCAGAUUGGGAAGUUAAGCCACAGUAACCCCACCAUUCUCUUUGAUUAUAUUCUGUCUCAGAUCCAGUGGUACGAUAACCUCAUAACUCCAGUGGUGGACUCUCUCAAAUACCUCACCUCCCUCAACUAUGAUGUGCUGGCCUAUUGCAUUAUUGAAGCUUUAGCCAACCCAGAGAAAGAGAAGAUGAAACACGAUGACACGACCAUUUCAUCAUGGCUGCAGAGUCUCGCUAGUCUGUGUGGAGCGGUUUUCAGGAAAUAUCCCAUCGAGUUAGCUGGUCUUCUGCAGUAUGUGACCAACCAGCUGAAAGCAGGCAAGAGUUUUGACCUGCUGAUCCUGAAGGAGGUGGUGCAGAAGAUGGCAGGAAUUGAGAUCACAGAUGAAAUGACUGUGGAGCAGCUGGAGGCCAUGACAGGCGGAGAACAGCUCAAAGCGGAGGGUGGCUACUUUGGACAGAUCAGGAACACUAAGAAGUCGUCUCAGCGUCUGAAGGAUGCUCUUCUGGACCACGAGCUGGCGUUACCGCUGUGUCUCCUGAUGGCCCAGCAGAGGAACGGGGUGGUCUUCUCUGAGGGGGGAGAGAAGCAUCUCAAACUCGUGGGGAAGCUUUAUGAUCAGUGUCAUGACACUCUUGUACAGUUUGGUGGCUUCCUGGCGUCUAACCUCAGCACAGAAGACUACAUCAAAAGGGUGCCGUCAGUCGAUGUCCUCUGCAACCAGUUCCACACGCCACACGACGCCGCCUUCUUCCUGUCUCGGCCCAUGUAUGCCCAUCAGAUUCUGUCCAAGUACGAUGAAUUGAAGAAGGCAGAGAAGGGCAACCGGCAGCAGCAGAAGGUCCAUAAGUACAUCGCGGCCUGCGAGCAGAUCAUGGCCCCUGUGCACGAGGCUGUCGUGUCUCUUCACUUGCCCAAAGUGUGGGAUGAUCUUCGUCCUCAGUUCUACGCCACUUUCUGGUCCCUCACCAUGUACGACCUGGCGGUGCCGCACAACGCCUACGACCGCGAGGUCAACAAGCUGAAGAUGCAGAUCAAGGCUAUCGAUGAAAACACGGAGAUGCCUCUGAACAAAAAGAAGAAAGAGAAGGAGCGCUGCACAGCGCUGCAGGACAAGCUGCAGGAAGAGGAGAAGAAGCAGCUGGAGCAUGUGCAGAGAGUUCUGCACCGUCUCAAACUGGAGAAAGACAACUGGUUACUCGCCAAAUCCACUAAGAAUGAAACCAUCACGAAGUUCCUGCAGCUCUGCAUCUUCCCCCGCUGCGUCUUCUCAGCCAUUGAUGCCGUUUACUGCGCUCGCUUCGUGGAGCUGGUGCACCAGCAGAAGACGCCCAACUUCUGCACCCUGCUCUGCUACGACCGAGUGUUCUCUGAUAUCAUCUACACGGUAGCGAGCUGCACAGAGAACGAGUCGCGCCGCUACGGCCGCUUUCUGUGCUGCAUGCUGGAGACUGUGACUCGAUGGCACAGCGACAGAGCCGUCUAUGAGAAGGAAUGUGGCAACUAUCCUGGGUUCCUGACUAUUUUCCGAGCCAGUGGUUUCGACGGAGGGAACAAAGCCGAUCAGCUGGACUAUGAGAAUUUCCGGCAUGUUGUUCACAAAUGGCAUUACAAGUUGACUAAAGCGUCGGUUCACUGUCUGGAGACGGGCGAGUACACCCACAUCCGCAACAUCCUGAUCGUGCUCACCAAGAUCCUACCCUGGUACCCCAAGGUGCUGAACCUGGGCCAGGCUCUGGAGUGCCGCGUUCACAAGAUCUGCCAGGAGGAGAAAGAGAAGAGGCCCGAUCUCUAUGCGUUAGCCAUGGGCUACUCUGGCCAAUUGAAAGGCAGGAAAGUGCACAUGGUGCCAGAAAAUGAGUUCCACCAAAAGGAGCAGCCAGUGCGCAGCGCCACGUCUGGCUCUCUGCAGAACGGACCGGGCAACACGGGCAAGCCUGCGGUCACUGCCGCCACCGCCAGCGCUGGCAAAGCCGAGGAGGGCGCCGUCGAGGACUCAGAUAAAUCCAAGGACAAAUCUCAGGCGGCUCAGAAAGCUGCCAGCAAAAACAGCACCGCAGCCAAUAAAGUGAGCAGCAGCAACGGAAGCAGCACGCCAAACAGCACUAAAGGGAGCAAAGAGAAAGAAGAUAAAGAGAAGACCACAAAGGAGAAAAAGGAGAAGAAAGAAAAGAACCCAGGAAGCACUCCAGAGGCCAAGGCAGGAGGGAAGGACAAACAGAAGGAGGAGAAGCCCACUGACAGCAAGGAGAAGACGCCCAAGGCCGACAAGGACAAGAGGAAGGAUGACAAGAAGGAAGAGAAGAGCAAGAUCGAUGGGAAAACCGCCGAAAAAGAGUGGUCCAAGGAACGCGACGUGUCCAACGACAGCAAGACUAAGGAAGGCAGCAAAGUGGAGAAGAGCGCUGGGGCCGGAAGCAUGAAGUCCCUCGUGCCCAGGUCCGAAGGAGUCGAGUCUGACCGGGCAGAGCAAAAAAGACGAAAGCUUGACACACACUCGUCACCGUCGCACUCCUCUGCAGUUAAGGACAAUCUCAACGACUUCAAGGACUCAGCUUCAAAGCACCAUCCUAACCACAGCACAGUCCUGCCCAAGAGCAAAGAGAAGGACGACGAGAAGAAAGAGUCUGACAAAUCCAGGGACCGUUCCAACGAGAGGGAGAAGAAAGAAGACCGGAAGGACCGGAAACGAGUAAGUGGCUCCGUCCCUGACGCAGUUAAAGGACUUGGGCACUUGGACUACUCAAACAGUGACCGCGAGAUGAGCCAGGAAGCCAAGCGCCGCAAAGAUGAAAAUGGAAUGAGCUCCUCCAAACACAGCAAGAGCGCCAGCCCCUCCGAAUCGCCACACUCCAACGACAAGGACAGCAGCAAACGCUCCAAGUCCACCAGCAAGGACAAGAGCGAUCUGGCCAAACCGGAGAAGACCUCUGGAGGCAAAAAGGAGUCCAGGCACGACAAAGAGAAAUCCGAAAAGAAGAGAGACAGCACUGGCGCUAAAGAAGAGAAGAAACACCAUAAAUCAUCAGAAAAGCACAGAUAAUCUAUGCUGACACUCGAGGUGAGCGUUCAUGUGGAGGAAGUGCUUUAAGAGUGCAGAGAUGGCUCAGUGAAAGUGAAAAAGAGCAGUUAAUUGAUAUGCAGUGUGCUUGUGGAUAAUGCAGAAGUUUCCUGAGUGGCACUGGCGGCAGGAUUCAUCAGCCCAGCUUUCUCAACCACGUCAGCAUCUUAAUUCCCUUCUCCGAUCACCGUCUGGAAAGAGGACUCGCAUUGCCUGCAUCCAAACGUCUGUUGUUUUGCCUAGAAAUGUCGUCGCUCGUAUUUUAAUCUGCCAUUUUUAUUGUGAUAUUUUCAGUACUACACUGAAAGUUUGUUUCCUUUAAUAUUUAGCACAAUGUGCUCCUUGCAUCACAAACAGAUUCAGGUUGAAUUGGUGUCGCUCUCAAAUGCUUGCGUUUUUAUGACCUUGCUUAUUACUUUCUUUUCUGUUUUCUUUCUUCUUUUCUUUCUUUUUAAGUAAAAAGAAAGCUCUGGUUUCCUGAAUACUACUUUUCCUUUUUUUUUUAAUUCACAUGUGAUAUUUAGUCUAGGUGUUUGAAGCCGUACAAAUGCUCUAUUUGUAUAUUAUGUACACAGAAAUAAAAUGGUUCCAUGUAAUAAGACACUUCCUGUUACUUUCAUUUCAAAUGUACGCCCCUGGAUUUCCUUUGUGUGUUCAAUCAUGUUUUUAAUAGAUUUGUAUGAAGAAUGGCAAGCUGGAUUUCUCCGUGAAUAAGUGGACUAAAAAGGAAACAAUUCAUGACUUUCCAAAUUACUUGAUGGAGUUUUUAUCUGGCAGAAUCUACAGUGUAUGCUUUUUCUAAAUAAAAUAGUUUUAUUAGUGUA